Molecule: messenger RNA, 2794 nt
Organism: Symbiodinium natans
Lineage: Eukaryota; Dinophyceae; Suessiales; Symbiodiniaceae
Source: the annotation of a GenBank genome assembly
GAUUCAUCACGGCUGCAGCAGCCCACCACCGGACCCUGGAGCAGUUGCAGCAGGCCCAGGAGAGUUCCGGAUCUUCGGCCCUGCCUCGAAGUACAAUGAGCUCGACCCGCUGAAGCACGGGAUCCAGGAAGGCCUCGUCAAGCACGCCGAAGGCAUAGCGAAGCAUGCCAUCCGUGAAAGCUUGGCCAAGUCGUCACCCUACAGCAUGGGGUGUUCAUCAACGUUCCGCUCACUCGCGCAAUUCCGCACUUUGGAUGUGUCCAAACUCAAUCGUGGCCGCCACAACUGGCAGAAGAUUGAUACCUUCCAGACACCAUUUGGACAUCUUGGCAGUGAGAAGUGUCCGGACGUGGAGGAUCUGGGCAAGGCGACCUGUGGGCGUUGCCACUACAGCUUGGAGACAUUGCAGUGCGUGAUGGCAGACAUGAUGGCAGACAUGCUGCGGAAGACCGAAAUCUCGAUAAUCAAGGCCAUUCAGGAGUUCCAUCCAGUGCCGCCAGGCCCAUCAGGCCCAGGCCCGGACCCACCGGACCCAGGCCCAGCGAUGCCAGUGGUGCCAGCGCUGCCGGUGGUGCCAGACUCAGGCCCAGGCCCAGGCCCAGGCCCAGGCCCAGGCCCAGGCCCAGGCCCAGGCCCAGGCCCGGUGGAGCCAGGCCUUUCCAGCCCGCCAGAGUUGCACACACGGAUCGACCCUUUGCAGGUUCAAGUGGACGCAUUGCACGUGAAGGUAGAAACGAUGUUGGAGGUGGUGGAAGCACUUCGUGAUGAAAAGCACGCUCAUGACAUCCCAACUGUUCUAGCAGAGAUUCGGGAAACGACGAAGACAAUGAAGACUGUAUUUGACGGCCACAAGCCUACGCUGGACUUGUCGGAGGUGGUGAAAGCCAUUGAUCUACCCAGAAUAUGCGCAGAGGUACGGGCUGCCGUGCGUGAUGACAAGAAGCCCGGCGUGGAUAUGCCAGAGGAGCUGAAGGCCAUUCACGCUAUCUUGGAUGAGGUCAGGGCUAUGCAGACGUCUUUCGUCGAGGACAAGAAGCGCAGCAUGGAGUUGUCAGGCGUGGUCGAAGACGCGCUUGAGAAGAAAUGCGUGUCGACGCUGACAGAGAUGAAGGCCACACUCACCGGCAUCCUCGAAGACAGGAAGCAUGGCGUGGUCGUCAUUGCGGCGACUUUGGCGGAGAUGAUGAAAACGUUAGUUGCCAUCCGAGAUGACAAGAAGCCCUGCGUGGAUAUGCCAGAGUUGAGGGCCAUUCACGUUAUCUUGGGUGAGGUCAGGGCUAUGCAGACGUCUUUCGUCGAGGACAAGAAGCGCAGCAUGGAGUUGUCAGGCGUGGUCGAAGACGCGCUUGAGAAGAAAUGCGUGUCGACGCUGACAGAGAUGAAGGCCGCACUCACAGGCAUCCUCGAAGACAGGAAGAAGCAUGGCGUGGACGCCAUUGCGGCGACUUUGGCGGAGAUGACGAAAACGUUAGUUGCCAUCCGAGAUGACAAGAAGCCCUGCGUGGAUAUGCCAGAGGAGUUGAGGGCCAUUCACGUUAUCUUGGGUGAGGUCAGGGCUAUGCAGACGUCUUUCGUCGAGGACAAGAAGCGCAGCAUGGAGUUGUCAGGCGUGGUCGAAGACGCGCUUGAGAAGAAAUGCGUGUCGACGCUGACAGAGAUGAAGGCCAUGCUGGCCAGAAUCUUCGGGGAGAUUUCGGCCGUGCGGACAGCUUUCUCGCAGGACAUGAAGCCUGGCAUUGACCCAGAGGAGGUGAAAUCGGCUAUUGAUGCUCCCAGGAUCGUGGCGGAGGUGCGUGCCACAGUCAUCGAAGUUCUGGACCGAAAGGCACAAGCCACUUGCGAUGCGAUGCGGGGCCAUGACGUUCCCAAAGCAUUAGCAGAGAUCAGCGCCGCUCUGACAGCCCUUGUCCUGGCCAGGUCUGAGUCGGCUUGGCCAGAGGUGCUGCGCGCCAUUCGUGAUCAGAAGAGCGAACAUGACGUUCGACUGGUUGAGAUUGAGACCAAGUUGAACGUGAUCCUUCCAAAGGUUGGCGUAGACGUUUCGGAGCUCUUGAAAGCUGUUACAGAAGUAAAAACCACGCUGAGGGUUCUUCACGAUGACAGGAAGCCUGUUCUUGAUCUCAUUCAAAGUGCACAGUCGAGCAUCGAGUCGAAAUCUAGCGAUCACCAUUCUGCUCUCCUCGGCGUCAUGCAAGCCAAUCAGCAAGCUCUGGUCGCCAUCUGUCAGGAAAGGUCUGACACCUAUAGCUCUGCAGUGCUGGCAGAUAUCAAAGACAAGCAGCUGUCAGUCGAAACAGCAUUGGCGGCAAUUCACGAGGUAAAUGCCAAACACAGCGUGGACUUGGGCAAGGUGCUGCACGCAAUACAAAGCCAGACAUGCCAUGCCGAGUGUGCUUCGCUGGUCCAGCACCUCGAAUCGAAGGUCACAGAUCUGGGCAAGAGCAUCGGAGACAGGCAGUUCGACAUUGGCUUCACAACCGUGCUGCAAGCUGUGCAGUCUUCGCAGGAUGAGGUGCGCAAAGAUCUGCACCGCGUGCGUGAUGCCAUUUCAAACGUUAGCGUCACUUUGGCCGCCCGCAUCACAAGCAUGGGCUCGGACGAGAAGUCCGAUGCGAGCAAGGUAACGAACUUCGUCGAUGGCCUGCACCUCUCCUUGAAUGCAAAGCUCCAGGUUUACCACCAGGAAGUCAAGGAUCUCUUGCAGGCCAUCAGAAAGCUGGCGCAGCAUGGGCGAGAGCAACUGCCCGUCGUGAUUGGCACUUUGAAGACAACUGUUCGGGCAUCUCCUCCCUAA